AUGCCCCGCUCGUUUCUGGUGGACUCUUUGAUUUUGCGGGAAUCGAACGAGAAGGGUGGUGAGAACACCCCACCUCCGUUGCUCCCGUACGCCGUGCACCCGCAACACGCGCUGCACGGACUCACCGCGGCGUCCUGUCACGCGCGCAAGGCGGGUCUGCUGUGCUUCUGCCCGCUGUGCAUGGCGGCCGCGGCGUCCCAGCAUCUCCACCCGCCUCCACCGGCGCUCCCGCUGCUCAAAGCGGCCGCCGUAGCCGCCUCGUUCCCGGCCUUCGGCUCGCAGUGCUGCCCGUCCCUCCCGCGCCAACACUCGCCCCCCGGCGGCCUGAACCUGAGCCACGGGGCCGGAGCCGCGCUCUACCAGAGCGCCUACCAGGUCAGCGACCCGCGCCACUUCCACUGCAUGUCCAUCGAGAACAGCAACAGCCAGCUUCAGAGCAGCAAGCGGAUGCGCACGGCGUUCACCAGCAUGCAGCUCCUGGAGCUGGAGCGCGAGUUCACCUCCAACAUGUACCUGUCCAGGCUGCGGCGGAUAGAGAUCGCCACCUACCUCAACCUGUCUGAGAAACAGGUCAAGAUCUGGUUCCAGAACCGCCGGGUCAAGCACAAGAAAGAGGGCAAAGGGGGCUCGCACCGCUCGGGCUCGCUGCACUGCAAGUGCUCGUCGGCGAGGUGCUCCGAGGAGGAGGACGACGCGCCCAUGUCGCCCUCGUCAUCGGGGAAGGAGGACGCAGAUCUCUCCGUCAGCCCCUGA
Messenger RNA from Trichomycterus rosablanca, 753 nucleotides. It is a transcript of the gene gsx1, whose product is annotated as GS homeobox 1. Gene Ontology annotation, molecular function: sequence-specific double-stranded DNA binding; DNA-binding transcription factor activity, RNA polymerase II-specific. Gene Ontology annotation, cellular component: nucleus. The coding region runs from base 1 to 753 and encodes 250 amino acids. The transcript has 2 exons. Gene Ontology annotation, biological process: regulation of DNA-templated transcription. Lineage: Eukaryota; Metazoa; Chordata; Actinopteri; Siluriformes; Trichomycteridae. The record is from RefSeq and is a predicted model, not a curated record.